AGUGAACCUAACGGCCGCAGAGGCGCUGUGUGGUCGAUCACAGCUGAGAGCGGCUGACGCUCCGCCAGUCGAGCUUGGAACAGUGUAGUGAACGCGUGUGGAGCUCUUGCCACGGCAGCAACGGUACGAUGACGCCAAGAGCUUUAGGGUGAUACCGUGACUCACCAAAUGUCAGGGAGGAGAGACUGCGCUGGAGAAAUGCAAUGAUGGCGGCCGAAUGAGGAGCGAUUCAUUCCAAUCAUUCCAUUAUCUUCAGCUUCUGUGAUGGACAUUCUGUGAACAAGCUCCGGAGGAAAGAAAAAAAGGAAAAACAAAAGAUAAUCGCAGUGAAGGAAUCGGAAUCUCUUAAGCGUUGAUCCGUGUGUUCCCCCGUGUCCCUGUGUGUGGAUUCGAAACCAUUGACAAAUAUGACACAAGGGAUUCAGUUUCGGUGUUUUAUUGAUCUGUUCUGUUGGACGAUAAGUGCAAAAACCAUGUCCGGAAUGAGAGGAAAGUCAAAUGCCUGUUUAUGAAGUGCUCGGAGAAAUGCCAAGCGCGAGAUAACACACAAGUGAGAGAGAAAAAAACAAAGACCGAAAUUUUCCCCGCCGUCUCGCAAAAUCUCGCAAAGUAUUGAUACUGGAAAGGCCGUUCUGUAGAAGCCACUUUCCGCCCCCCACGAUUUCUUUAAAUUUUGAUCAGAUUUCCUUUGCUCUCCUUCCAAGAGAGAGAGAGAGAGAGAAGGGGUUCUAAGCCGAGCGUCUCGGGAGAUUACAAAGUUGUUUUCUCAGUUGUCCCGAGCGUAACCGGGAUUUAGUGGAAGACGCGUCUGUCUCCUCCCGCGGUACUUUGCGCACUGAAGGAAACCCAAGGAAAGGUGCAGAUAUAUAAGCUACUUCUGUUGCCCGGUGAUCUGUGAAUCUCAGUGUGAUAGAAAGAAAAUCAAAAUCUAUAGAAUAAAAAGGGAGAAAACAACUAGAAUUUUCUAGAUAAUUUUUUUAAGUGAUACGAGACGUAAGUUCCACGAAAGCUCCGCCCCCUUAACCGCCCCCCCUCACCCAACCCCCUUGCUCCUGCUAUACCAGCCUCCCCCAGGAAAACAAAAUGGCGGAGCUCCUGAGCGUGCAAGUGCCCAGCCGGCGCGGUUUGGGCGGCUAUGCGGAAUUCCACAAGGAAGGCGCCACCACGCCCAUGAUGGGCUCGCCGGCCGCCCACGCGCCUUAUCUCAACUCGGCCCUCACCCACGCCCGCAUCAGCAACGACCUCCGCAAGAAAGUCGUGAACGGGGCCAGUGCUGGAGUCAUCAUGUCGCACCUUCCCAAACGACCUCCUGUUGACAUCGAGUUCUCUGACCUGUCUUACUCCGUCCCGGAAGGCAGAAACAGAGGCUACAAGACCAUCCUGAAGGGCGUGAGCGGGAAAUUCAAAUCCGGUCGCCUCACCGCCAUCAUGGGACCUUCAGGAGCUGGGAAGUCAACGCUGAUGAACAUCACUGCCGGAUACAGGAUCAGCAACGUGGUAGGAACCAUCACGGUGAAUGGGCGAGAGCGUAACCUGCGCAAAUUCCGCAAGAUGUCGUGCUACAUCAUGCAGGACGACCACCUCCACCCCCACCUGUCCGUCAUCGAGUCCAUGACCAUCUCCGCGAACCUCAAGCUGGGCGACCGAAUGAAGAGACAACAGAAGGAGGAAGUGGUAAAUGAAAUCCUGGAGACGCUGAACCUUACAGAAUGCCGUGACACCCGCGCCAUAAGCUUGUCAGGAGGUCAGAGGAAGAGACUGUCAAUCGCCCUGGAGUUGGUCAAUAACCCACCUGUCAUGUUCUUUGACGAGCCCACAAGUGGUCUGGACAGCAGUAGCAGCUUCCAGUGCAUCAACCUGCUCAAGACGUUAGCCCAAGGUGGUCGCACCAUCAUCUGCACCAUCCACCAACCCUCGGCCAAGCUCUUUGAGAAGUUCGACUACCUGUAUGCCCUGGCAGAAGGACAGUGCAUCUACCGAGGAGCCAUCCACGGGCUUAUACCUUUCUUGGCAGCUAUGGGCUUGGAGUGUCCAUCGUACCAUAAUCCUGCAGAUUUCUUGAUGGAAGUUGCAUGUGGAGAGUACGGAGAAUUCACUCACAAGUUGACAACGGCCGUCAGAUGCGGGAAGUGUGACAACCUCGGCCCAGACAACCACCUUGGAGUCCGGGCAAAGCAGCAUGUCAUAGCCCGAGAGCCAGAUGAUCACAGAGAGGCAGGAGGUGGCGGAGACCCAUUAAACAGAGGUGGUGGAGGUGGAGGGGACAACAGGCCGGGUGAGACGAGAGUCAACCUCUCCUCCACACGGCACUCCCUUCUCGCCUCUGAGGAUGAGAGCAUCGAUGACAUCCCCAAUUCAUUCCCUACUUCUGGAUGGAAGCAAUUCGUCAUUCUCUUCAAGCGCACAUUCCUUUCUAUCAUUAGGGAUGGGAUGUUGACCAAGAUGCGUAUCUGCUCACACACACUCAUUGGUCUGCUGAUUGGACUCCUUUAUUAUAACAUCGGAAAUGAAGCAGGCAAAGUGUUCAACAACUCUGGAUGUUUGUUCUUCUGCAUGCUAUUCCUGAUGUUUACUGCAAUGAUGCCCACCAUUCUCACUUUCCCUCUCGAGAUGAAUGUUUUCAUACGAGAACAUUUGAAUUACUGGUACUCCCUGAAGUCAUACUACUUAGCCAAGACAAUGGCUGACAUGCCCUUCCAGGUGAUCUAUCCAUUACUGUACGUGUUACUGGUGUACUUUUUGACCGAUCAACCCCUAGAGGCACACAGGUUCUUCAUGUUCACCACAAUGUGUAUCAUGACAUCGCUAGUGGCUCAGUCUCUUGGCUUGGCCAUUGGUGCUUGUAUGAAUAUACAGGGUGCUGUGUUCCUGGGUCCUAUAACAUCCAUUCCUGUGUUGCUGUUCUCGGGAUUCUUUGCUAAUUUCUCAACCAUUCCAAUAUAUCUAAGGUGGAUAACCUAUAUAUCUUAUGUAAGGUACGGGUUUGAAGGGACACUCCUCAGCAUAUACGGGUUUGACAGAAAGCCGCUACAUUGCUCGGAGCCUUAUUGCCACUACAAGUCUCCCAAUAAGUUUCUAGAAGAGAUGGACAUAGUGGGCGCAGAGUUCUGGAUAGACUUCCUAGUGCUCUUCUCCUUUUUCAUCAUCCUUCGAACAAUUGGCUACUUUGUGCUUAGGUGGAAACUUAAGGCUGAACGCUAGUGGAAAUUCCAUGUUUAUAUAUAUAUACAUAAAUAUAUAUUUAUCACCCUAACUUUAAUUUUUAUAUACAGUAAAAGUGUUUUUUCUGUGAAGUAUAUUAAAAUACAAUUUUUUCAUCAUCACUGUACUACAAGCUAGUUUACUCUUCACAAGAGUUCUAUAAGAGUAUAGUGGGAUGCAGUGUCCACUUUGGUGCCUGAUGUAGUUGCAACCUCAAAGACUGGACAAUUGUGGCUAAAGUGGACAAGUGAAGUCUUUCAAGUGUAUCAUUUAUGAGUAAGCAGAAAGACUGGAAAAAAAAGGUGCAAGUGAAACCAGUUAUGGAACGAAAAGCGACAUACGCAAGAAGAAUUGUCAGUGAGGUGCAACCAAAAGGAACACACACAAGUGAAGUAGUGAAGGUCUUCCAAGCGAAGGUGUUAAUGAGGUACAGGUAUAGAUGACUGAGAAUGAGGACUUCACAUGCACCACACUUGCUCUGAUGAUACCCACACAACACAUUAAUGGUCUAAAGUCACAUACCAGCAUCAGGAGGUGUCAACUAGAUAAGGAGGAAAAAAAAACAAAAAAAAACGCAGCCUAGUUGUUAUGAUAAAAGUGCGUCGCUCUCAUUUAACGCAGGCUUGAUUCGGAAAGUCAUUCAAAAUACUCCUCUUUCAUAUGUUUAAUAAGCACUGAACCUCAGGGUAAAGGAAACAAGUGAAUGCUUACUAUAAGUGUCCAGAAAUAUUUAUGAAGGAGUCACAUAUGGGUGCAAGUUUAGCUCAGUAAGCCACGCAGUUUACCCCACUUGUAUGUGUGGUCUCUGUUAGGUAAUAUGAAAUGCAUGUUAAGCUGUAUUUUAAUCUUAUCAGCAUGGUUCAGCACCAAAUUCAAAUCAUUGAUUUUUCUUUUUCUUUUUUCUUUUCAGUAAGUAUAAAACUUUGUUCUCAAGUUAUCAAAUGUCUUGGAAGUAAUACAAGAAAUUCUUUCUUGUGAUUAGCACAACAAAGAUAGGAUAUAAACAUAUUUAACAAAUUCUAAAUAAACAAGAAAAAAGGAAAAAAAAAAAAA
This is a messenger RNA of Penaeus indicus, 4254 nucleotides long. RefSeq names its product ATP-binding cassette sub-family G member 1-like. The record is from RefSeq and is a predicted model, not a curated record. Gene Ontology annotation, cellular component: membrane. The transcript has 15 exons. Gene Ontology annotation, molecular function: ABC-type transporter activity; ATP hydrolysis activity; ATP binding. Gene Ontology annotation, biological process: transmembrane transport. NCBI's taxonomy places the organism in Eukaryota, Metazoa, Arthropoda, Malacostraca, Decapoda, Penaeidae. The coding region runs from base 1084 to 3201 and encodes 705 amino acids.